AUGCCUGCGUUUCACAGUCUCAAGCUUCUACCCACCAACUGUGCCACCAACUCCACCACCCAAAGCCCCACCGCUAGUCCCGUCAUCCGCCUCCAUCGCCGUCGCCGCCGCAAAACCCUCCGCAUGCUCCUCCUCGAUCGCCGCCACCAAGAUCCUCCGGAAAUCACCGACGAGGAGAUCCGAAUCAGAGUCCGACACAAGUUAAAGGAUUUGCUCGUUUCCUCGCCGCCGCCAACUGGAGACGACGAGAGGCGCCGAGAAGGUGAACGUAAAGAGCGGGAGGCAUUGCUGCCGGCCGUUUCUGUUUCCGGCAGCGUCGGUUUUCGAUUUCGAACUGUCGCGUUUCGGCGCGGCGGAGCCGCCUCCCUCGGGCCGGUUUCGUCGGCGUUCCGGCGUAGAUUACUGAGAAGAGCUUGGCGACCUGUGCUCCUCACCAUCCCUGAGUAG
This is a messenger RNA of Gastrolobium bilobum, 447 nucleotides long. RefSeq lists its product as uncharacterized. The transcript has a single exon. NCBI's taxonomy places the organism in Eukaryota, Viridiplantae, Streptophyta, Magnoliopsida, Fabales, Fabaceae. The record is from RefSeq and is a predicted model, not a curated record. Bases 1 to 447 code for a protein of 148 amino acids.